UCCUUAAAAUGUGUGUUUACAUUCUACAGCCGCUGACAUCGGUGUACAAUCUCAGUUGAUAACAAUGUCCUCUCCAAUGUCUAACUUAGUUGAUGUCCACGGUCAGAUAGCCUCUAUACUGGAGGUCUUGGCCAACGCAGCAGUGUCAGAAAUUUGUAAAGUAGUGGAUGAUGGCUACGCAGUUUUGCGCCUUGAAAUUUCGAAGAGUCAAAACGAGAUCGACUCUCUGAAGAAAAAACUGCAAAUGACGAAACUUCGUUGUCGGCGCGUAUGCUCGGAGAGGCAUGGAGCACAGGGAUAUGGUUUAGGAAGGUUGUCUUCACCUGCUGGUGUCCAUAUGCGGGGCAAAACAUUCCACUCCAUUCAAAGCUUCCAGAAUAGCAAUUCAAUACCAGAAGUGGAACAUGGUCCUGUGUCACAAAAUCAGGAUACCAGUCAGAAGCGGCCCUUGCACAGAAAUCAAAAUACUCAUGGCCAGCAGCAAUUAACAGGUGCAAGCAAAGAACUGGCAACAGUCAAGACUGAAGAUAACACUGCAGAUUAUACCACAUCGUGUCUAUCAAGAGAAAAUGUUGUGACCGAUGACUACAAUGAAGGCUGUGUCAAUUCCUCCGAAGAAGUCAGGACGGAAGAGACAAGGCCCCUUCAGAAAUCAGACUCCGACAAGACCAGUCACCCUCAUCCUCAAGCCCACACUUUGAAGCACAACAGAGAGGCAGAGAGGCAAACAGAAGAUGAUUCCCAGUUCAGGACUUGGCAAGAAGCUGGUCAGUUACUAGAAGAUCCUUUAGCAUGGGCCCAGGAACAGAGAAAGUCAGGUGCUAACACUAACAUAUCAAAUGCAGAUGUGGAUCAUGGGACUUUCUCCAGAAAUAAGGGCACUUCUGAGAGUGCCACUAACUGUCUGCUCUCAGCUGGUUCCAUAGACUGGGAGCCAGAUCUGGUGCUUGUUGAUUCAGUGCCCAUUAAAGUGGAGACAGACAUGACCUCAGACUGGAACAUAUCUGAGCAUGGGAAUAUGAUCAGUAACAGUACAAGUGGCUCCAAUAUAACAUGCCCUCCCUUAAAUCACAGAGGUGAAAUGCCCACCACAUCACCUUGCCACCUGACUCAAGCUCACCAGGCAAACCAGGCUGAGAGGUCCCAGCAGCUUGGCCGGGCUUCAUUAGGGAACACUGGCAAUGCCCCUUUUCGUUGCAUAUCGUGUGGGAAAGUCUUUUUCCAGAUGGCGCACCUCAAGCGACACGAGCGCGUGCACACAGGUGAAAAGCCGUUUGGCUGCGUCCGCUGUGGAAAACGCUUCUCACACCGCCACCAGCUUACAAACCAUGUGCGUGUGCACACGGGUGAGAAGCCCUUUCGCUGCAUCCACUGCGGCCGCCACUUCACACAGUCCAGCCACAUGAAGAGACAUCUGAGCAUCCAUACGGGCCAGACACGAUCCCACAGCUGCGCUGGCUGUGGGAGAUGGUACACUACACAGGGCAGCCUCAUCAGGCACCAAAGGUCAGGCUGUAGUUUUGGGAGCUAGCAGUGUUCUCAACCACCAGUUUGUUCAUUUCCGCUGUGCCUCUAGCCCAGCUCUAGUCUCUAGCUAUAGGCUUGCAUUCAAGAGACUGUCCAUGAUUCUGUUGAAAGAUUGUUGAUAUUUGAGCUUUUAGAACUGUGUAUGAAUACCGGAGUCAUUUUUUUGUUUUUUUUUAAUGCACAAACAGCGCCAUCGCCAAGCAGGCUGUGUGGAGCAAUUUGCUGAAUUGUACAAUACGUUUAUCCAGUUGGGCUUAUAGACUUACAACCCCCCUUCCAAAAUUGUGAUGAUGUGUAAAAUGUAAACAUUAACAGAAUGCUAUGAUUUUCAAGAUAUGCAGCCUAAAUCAUAUGUUUAAUAGAAAAUAGUGCAAAGAUAACAUCAAUUGUAUUGUUUUUAAAAAAUAUAGAUAUAUGGUCAUUCUUAAAUGGAGAAUGCCAGCUAUAUGUUGGGACAGGGGCAUGUUUACCAUUGUGUUGCGUCACCUAGUCUUUUAACAACAUUUUCUAAACAUUGGUAACUGAGGAGACUAGUUAUUGGAGUUUUGAGCAAGAGAUGUUAUAUAUUUCAGCUGCUCAACAGUCUGAGGUCUUCAUAAUAGUGUUUUCCAUCCCAAUAUACAUCAAGUGUGACAGGUCUGGGCCGCAAACAGGCCAUUUUAGUACCUGGACUUUACUAUGGAGCGAUAACUCUUGUAAUAUGUGUAGAAUACAGUUUGGCAUUAUUUUCCUGAAAUAUUCAAGGCCUUUCCUGAAAAAGACAUUGCCUGCAUGAUUGCAUAUGUUGGCCAAAACCUGUAUAACAUUCAGCAUUAAUUCUGGCUCUCCAAAUUUGCAAGCUGCUCAUAUGGGCAGGCACUAAAGCACCUCCAUACCAUCUUAGAUGGCUUUUGGACUGUACGCUAAUAACAAGUUAGAUGGUCCCUCUUCAGCCCAGAGCCCAGUAUUUCUAAAAAUGAAUUACACCUUUUGAUUGGGCUUACCACAGGACAGUGUCCUACUUCGCCUCAGUUCAUUUUAAUAGGUCUGAUAAGAUUGUGGAACUUCUGGAUCAUGUCUAAAUGUGGUUUCCUCUUUGGAUGGUAGAGUUUUUCAGAGUUUGUGGAUGGAGCAUCAAACUGUGUUUGUAGACUGAUAAUCAGAAGUUUUCCUGAGCCCAUGCAAUGAUUUGAAUUACAGACACAGCUGUGUUUUUAAUGUAGUGUCAUCUGAUAUAUCAGUGAUGAAUACCACAUACUCAACCAAUCUGAGAUGCUCUUUUUCUACCCAAUGAGGAUGCCAGUUAACCUAGUUGUGAAAUGUUCCUCCUUGUUUUCUCUAGCAUUGCACAACUUUUCCAGCCUUUUAUUGCCCCAUCCCAUUUUUUUAAUAAUAUGUAUUGCAGGCAUCAAAUUCAAAAUGAGCAUAUAUUUUUUUAUAGAAUUGUGAAAUUGGUCUAUUACAACAUUUAAUAUGUCGUCUAAAGUCUAAAUAUGGGUGCAAAUGAUUUGCAAGUUAUCAUAUUCUGUUUUUAUUUACAUUUUACACAGCGUCCCAACGUUUUUGGAAAUGGGGUUGUAAAAUGUAUGAGGUUACCAAGUUGGAGAGUUUUUCUAUAAAGUGGCUGCAAGAAUAUACAACUUGUGUAGAUUUACUUGAAGUGUUUUUGCUGAUGAGAUUUUUAAAAUGUUGAGAUCUAUGAGAGACCUUUUCCCUCAUGGUAUUAAGCCUUUUUUCAGUGUAUACAUUUGUAAGGGGGGUGGGGUGUUGUAGCCUAGUUAAGAAAGAAAUUUGAUGUUAAUAAUAGUAGUGUCCUCUCUUUCCAUUUCUCUAUAAAUGUCACAAGUUGAGAAAGAUCAAUAAAAUGUUGCUAUUGUUGAA
Molecule: messenger RNA, 3387 nt
Organism: Alosa alosa (allis shad)
Lineage: Eukaryota; Metazoa; Chordata; Actinopteri; Clupeiformes; Clupeidae
Product: zinc finger protein 227-like
Exons: 4
Coding region: 65-1531 (488 amino acids)
Biological process (GO): regulation of transcription by RNA polymerase II
Molecular function (GO): DNA-binding transcription factor activity; RNA polymerase II cis-regulatory region sequence-specific DNA binding
Source: RefSeq, a predicted model, not a curated record